GAGGGACAGAGGGAGGGAGGGAGGGAGGGGUCCGGGGCCGAGUGAUGGCGGCGGAGGCUCUCAGUGCGGCCCUGUGGCCCAACACCAGAGAGGCCUAUCAGCUCCAACACGUCAUCGGUAGCGGUGCCACAGCCGUGGUGCAGGCGGCGUUCUGCACACCCAAGCAGGAGCGCGUGGCCAUCAAACGGAUAAACCUGGAGAAAUGUCAGACCAGUAUGGACGAGCUGCUGAAAGAAAUUCAAGCAAUGUGCCAGUGUAAUCAUCCCAACGUAGUGACCUAUUACACAUCGUUUGUGGUCAAGGAGGAACUGUGGCUGGGCAUGAAGCUGCUAAGUGGAGGAUCAAUGUUGGAUAUAAUAAAAUACAAAAUUAGCAGGGGUGAACAUAAGAACGGAGUGCUUGAAGAACCAAUAAUAGCAACUGUCCUAAAAGAGGCGCUUGAAGGUCUAGAUUACUUGCACAAGAACGGACAGAUCCACAGGGAUCUGAAAGCUGGAAAUAUCCUUUUGGGUGAAGAUGGUUCUAUACAGAUAGCAGACUUUGGAGUCAGUGCAUUUUUAGCUACAGGAGGCGACAUGACCCGAAACAAAGUAAGGAAAACCUUUGUGGGAACUCCAUGUUGGAUGGCACCUGAAGUUAUGGAACAGGUGCGAGGCUACGACUUCAAAGCUGAUAUUUGGAGUUUCGGGAUCACAGCCAUUGAACUCGCAACCGGAACUGCACCCUAUCAUAAGUACCCUCCCAUGAAGGUGUUAAUGCUAACAUUGCAGAAUGAUCCUCCCACUUUAGAAACCGGUGUGGAGGACAAAGACAUGCUUAAAAAGUAUGGAAAAUCCUUUAGGAAACUAAUAGCAUUCUGUCUUCAGAAAGACCCAGCUAAAAGACCUACCGCAGCUGAACUUCUCAAAUACAAAUUCUUCCAGAAAGCAAAGAAUAGAGAGUAUCUGAUAGAAAAGCUGCUGGACAGAACGCCAAGUAUAACUCAAAGAGCCAAAAAGGUAAGGAGGGUCCCAGGGUCAAGUGGUCACCUCCAUAAGACAGAGGACGGAGAGUGGGAGUGGAGCGAUGACGAACUGGAUGAAAAGACAGAGGAAGGCAAAGUAGCUGUUACCCAUGGAAGGUCACGAAGAGUGAAAGACCACAAUUUACAGGCACUACCUAUCCCUGAUCUCAAAUGUAGGAGAGGAAUGUCUGCAGUGAAUCUGGUUUUGCGGUUAAGGAAUUCAAGAAAAGAAUUGAAUGACAUACGGUUUGAAUUCACUCCAGAGAAAGACACAGCAGAUGGAGUCUCUCAGGAAUUGGUCUCUGCUGGCCUUGUAGAUGGACAUGACGUGAUUGUUGUUGCUGCCAAUUUACGUAAGAUAGUGGAUGAUCCCAAAACACACCAAACACUGACCUUCAAAUUGGCCUCCAGCUAUGAUGGUACUGAGGUGCCCGAUGAAGUCAAGCUGGUAGGCUUCGCUCAGCUCAGUGUCAGUUGACACAUUGGACACAGAAUACAUGACGAGAAUUGAAUGGGAGGUGGUUCACAGAGAGCAACGCCUGCUGAAUACUGCUUCAUGCACCACGACAGAAAAAGAAGCUGUUCAAUUGGUGGCUAUGCAUUGGCUUCUGCUCUUCCACUGCAACUAGUAACCAAAAUUGCUUCACUUAACUAACAGCGCACUUGCACAAACAACUAACUCGCACUCAUUCAACAAAGGCCUAAUUUAAGCGGAUGUAUGUAUCCGGUGAAUGUAAUUAUUGCUGCAAGCUUAUUUAUGAAAUUUUCAAAAUAUUUUCUAUAAUACAAUAUUACCUCUGUACUUAGAAAUAUCUUUAUUUAAUAGGACUAUGAAAAAAAUCUUCGCUAUUGACAUGAAUUGCCUUGUUGGUUUAGUUUAGGUAUCUUAUUACAUUCCAGUUAUGUCAUCAGUCGCACUAAAUGCAAAUGUGAAUAAAUUAUGAUUGGUGCCAGUUUGCUUUUUUAUUUAAAAAAACUCUUAAUUUUAUAUCUAGUAAAUUGCUUUUAAUUCAUAUUGAAUCCCUUAACUGCACCAACUAAGUUAAUUCAAUUAACAAUUGGACUGUAGAGUUCAGUGUUUGAGACACUCCUCCUCCCCCCUCCCUCUGCAUUGCUGAGCAUUCACAUCAACUAUCUGAUCAGUUCAAUACUGUUGUGAACUGAAUUGGGUAUCGAUGGUACCUUCUGGGCACUUUAAUUAAAUGCUGCUGCUGUAAAACACCAAAAUAAAUAUAAUUCCCCCAAAAAGAGACCAUUUUGUGCUGGCUGUACAGAUUUUCAUUUGGUAGAUUUUGAUUUUACUGAUGCCUUUUGUAUUUGUUUUUAAAUUAAAUGCUUGUGAAUUACUGCACCAAUGUUGAUAUGCCACAUGCACAAAACAAAAAUAAAGUGCCCACAUUUCAGUUCAA
Molecule: messenger RNA, 2412 nt
Organism: Callorhinchus milii (elephant shark)
Lineage: Eukaryota; Metazoa; Chordata; Chondrichthyes; Chimaeriformes; Callorhinchidae
Gene: stk39
Product: serine threonine kinase 39
Exons: 17
Coding region: 45-1481 (478 amino acids)
Biological process (GO): protein phosphorylation
Molecular function (GO): protein serine/threonine kinase activity; ATP binding
Source: RefSeq, a predicted model, not a curated record